ACUUAAAAAAAAUCUAUGACGAUGCCAAAGAGAAUAUCAUUUCAGUGCGGAUUGAUCUUAUUCAUUUGGAACAUAAUCAUGAGUUCUUCAGAAAGGAUACAGAAAAGAAUCAGUUACAGUGCAACAAGACACAUGCUCCAGAAUACAUGGAGUUCCUUAGUGCGAUGCAAGAAAGCAGGAUUCCGCAACACUGUAUUAUGGAUUUUGUUUCAGAAAUGCAUGGUGGACCAGAGAAUGUACCGUUAACUACACAAGACAUGAUCAACCUGAAGAAAGCGCGACAAAGAGAAAGAAAUGCCAAUGAUGUGUCUAAGCUCCUAUCUUUUUUUGCAUUGUGUAAAAAAGAUAACCCACAGUUUUUCUCUGACUUCCAACUAGACCAAGAAGGAAAGAUUUUGAGCAUUUUUUGGUCCCAUGCUAGCCAGCAAGCAGAUUACAUUGACUUUGGAGAUGCAGUUACCUUUGAUACAACUCAUAAGACAAAUCUAUAUGACAAACCCCUGGGAAUGUUUGUUGGUUGUAACCACCAUCUGCAGUGCACCGUAUUUGGUUUCACAUUGUUGGGUGACGAAACUGUAGACACAUUCGAGUGGGUUUUCAAUGCAUUCAAAACAUGCAUGGGAGCUGAAGGACCACGAGUAAUGCAUACAGGUAUGAUUAAAUAA
Messenger RNA from Zea mays, 665 nucleotides. RefSeq names its product protein FAR-RED IMPAIRED RESPONSE 1-like. Lineage: Eukaryota; Viridiplantae; Streptophyta; Magnoliopsida; Poales; Poaceae. The transcript is spliced from 2 exons. The record is from RefSeq and is a predicted model, not a curated record. The coding region runs from base 147 to 665 and encodes 172 amino acids.